Messenger RNA from Mauremys mutica (yellowpond turtle), 2527 nucleotides. Its product is annotated as zinc finger protein 271-like. The transcript is spliced from 3 exons. The record is from RefSeq and is a predicted model, not a curated record. The coding region runs from base 3 to 2198 and encodes 731 amino acids. Lineage: Eukaryota; Metazoa; Chordata; Testudines; Geoemydidae. Gene Ontology annotation, molecular function: RNA polymerase II cis-regulatory region sequence-specific DNA binding; DNA-binding transcription factor activity. Gene Ontology annotation, biological process: regulation of transcription by RNA polymerase II.
UCAUGCAGGAGAACUACGAGACGGUGACCUCGCUGGGAUUCUCCCUAACCAAACCUGAACUGAUUGUCCGGCUGGAACGAGGGGAAGAGCCUUGGUUGCCCGAUCUCCGGACCUGCAAUGACAGAAGGCUUCCGAGAUGCACCCGUACAGCAGGUGCUGAGCGAGGGAGUGAGAAUGAGGAGGGGAAUCAUGAGGAAGUUCCCGGGGAAGUGGAACCGCAGGGGACCUUUGUGGGAAGAGCUGAAGGGAAUUUUUCCCAGUGCUUCGAACCCAAAGAAGCCUGUGGAAAUUGGCACAGGUCAGAGAGGCUGCUAGGAAACCACUCAGGGAAGAAAGUGGAUGAAUCUAUUAAUGGUGGGGGAGGAGAGGAGGAUCCCAAGGAAGAGACACCCUGGCACUACCUUCAAUGUUCAAAAGGGUUCAUUGCGAGAUCACAGCUUGUGACACAUCAGACAAUCCUUACAGGAGAGAAACCCCUUCAAUGCUUGGACCGUGGGGAAAGCUUCAAUAAGCUCUCAGAUCUUAAUAACCACGGGAGAGGCCACAAUGGAGAAAAACCCUCUCAAUCCCUCAAGUACGGGAAAUGUUGCAUUUCGAAGACACAAAUAAUUAGACAUCAGUUAAGCCACAGUGGGGAGAGACCCCACAAGUGCUUGGACUGUGGGAAAAGUUUCAUAGAGAGGUCAAACCUUAUUAAACAUCAGGCAAUCCACAGAGGAGAGAAACCCCAUCAGUGCUUGGAGUGUGGGAAAAGUUUCAAAGACAGGUCAAACCUUAUUAAACAUCAGGCAAUCCACAGUGGGGAGAGACCCCACAAGUGCUUGGAGUGUGGGAAAAGUUUCAUACGAAGGUCAGAUCUUGUUCAACAUCAGGCAAUACACACAGGAGAGAGACCCCAUAAGUGCUUGGACUGUGGGAAAAGUUUCAUACGAAGGUCACACCUAGUUUGUCAUCAGGCAUUACACACAGGAGAGAGACCCCACAAGUGCUUGGACUGUGGGAAAAGUUUCUUACAAAUGUCCAGCCUUGUUAAGCAUCAGGCAAUCCACACAGGAGAGAGACCCCACAAGUGCUUGGACUGUGGGAAAAGUUUCUUACAAAGGUCAAGCUUUGUUUAUCAUCAGGCAAUCCACACAGGAGAGAGACCCCACAAGUGCUUGGAGUGUGGGAAAAGUUUCAUACGAAGGUCAGAUUUUCUUUAUCAUCAGACAAUCCACAGAGGAGAGAGACCCCACAAGUGCUUGGAGUGUGGGAAAAGUUUCAUAAGAAGAUCACACUUAGUUCAUCAUCAGGCAUUACACACAGGAGCGAGACCGCACAAGUGCUUGGAGUGUGGGAAAAGUUUCAUAAGAAGGUCACACUUAGUUCGUCAUCAGGCAUUACACACAGGAGCGAGACCGCACAAGUGCUUGGAGUGUGGGAAAAGUUUCAUAAGAAGGUCACACUUAGUUCGUCAUCAGGCAUUACACACAGGAGCGAGACCGCACAAGUGCUUGGAGUGUGGGAAAAGUUUCCUAAGAAGGUCACACCUUGUUAAACAUCAGGCAAUCCACACAGGAGGGAGACCCCACAAGUGCUUGGACUGUGGGAAAAGUUUCAUACGAAGGUCAAGCUUUGUUUAUCAUCAGGCAAUUCACACGGGAGGGAGACCCCACAAGUGCUUGGAGUGUGGGAAAAGUUUCAUACGAAGGUCACAUCUUAUUCAACAUCAAGCAAUCCACACAGGAGAGAGACCCCACAAGUGCUUGGAGUGUGGGAAAAGUUUCAAAAGACAGUCAAACCUUGUUAAGCAUCAGGCAAUCCACACAGGAGAGAGACCCCACAAUUGCUUGUACUGUGGGAAAAGUUUCAUACAAAGAUCACAUCUUAUUCAACAUCAGGCAAUCCACACUGGAGAGAGACCCCACAAGUGCUUGGAGUGUGGGAAAAGUUUCAAAAGACAGUCAAACCUUGUUCAACAUCAUGCAAUCCACACAGGAGAGAGACCCCACAAAUGCUUGGACUGUGGGAAAGGUUACAUACAAAGGUCAGCCCUUGUUAAACAUCAGGCAAUCCACACAGGAGAGAGACCACACAAGUGCUUGGACUGUGGGAAAAGUUACAUACAAAGGUCACAGCUUGUUCAACAUCAGGCAAUGCACACAAGAGAGACUCCAGAGGUGCUUGGACUGCGGGAAAAGUUUCAUAUAGGAGUCUGACCUCAUUAAACAUGGAAAUAUCCACACAGGAUUUAAACUUCUCUGGCAAAUGGCAAGAAAAGAUUAAGCAACUUGCAUGUAAUUCACUCAGAUUCAACUUUGAGAGAGAGAUUUUAAAAGUGUGUCCACCUUAGUAAGCUAGAGUUUAACAUGUAAAUAUGUUUUUUGAAAGACUUGAAAGAGGAGGGCAAGUCAUGGCUGAGUAACUAAUUGCCUUCUAUGAGGAGAUAAGUGGCUCUGUGGAUGAGGGAAAAGCAGUGGAUGUGUUAUUCCUUGACUUUUGAGCUGUAUAAGUAGGGGCAUUGCCAGCAAUUGAGGGACGUGAUCAU